Molecule: messenger RNA, 968 nt
Organism: Pyrus x bretschneideri (Chinese white pear)
Lineage: Eukaryota; Viridiplantae; Streptophyta; Magnoliopsida; Rosales; Rosaceae
Product: reticulon-like protein B12
Exons: 4
Coding region: 114-743 (209 amino acids)
Source: RefSeq, a predicted model, not a curated record
CAUACGUGGAACCCAUUACUCCUCUUUUACUAAGGAUCCUCUGAAAACUCAAAGCCAACAUCUUUAUUUGAGUCUUGGAUCUGAACUGGAAUUCCAGGCUUUAAAUUUUGGAAAUGACUUCAUCUGAAAGGUUGUUCAACAGGAAAAGAACACUUCAUGAGAUCCUUGGAGGAGGUCUUGUUGCAGAUGUGAUUCUGUGGAGGCAGAAAAAUGUGACUUUGGGGAUACUGCUAGUAACUUUAUCUGUUUGGGUGGUGUUUGAGAAGUCUGGUUACACUCUGCUGUCACUUGGCUCAAGUGUUCUCCUCCUCCUCAUGACCACUCUCUUUCUCUGGGCUAAAUCCGCUGCCAUUCUUAACCGACCAGCUCCUCCCCUGCCUAAAUUGCAUUUAUCAGAAGAAAUGGUAAACGAAAUGGCCUCUUUCAUCCGCAUUCAUGUAAACGCUUUGCUCUCAGCUUUCCAAUAUAUUUCUCUGGGAAAGGACUCAAGGUCGUUCUUCAAAGUAGCUGCAUCCCUCUUGGUGAUUUACCUUGUUGGUGGCUUGACUGAUUUUCUUACUUUGAGCUACACCAGUCUUGCGAUCGUUCUAACAGUUCCAGCGCUCUACGAGAGGUGUGAAGAUUACGUGGACAAAUAUGUCAUGAUGGGGUACCGGAAAUUGCUGCAGUUGUACGUUAAACUAGAUUAUGAGUAUGUAAACAGAUUUCAACACGAGGAUUUGGAGAAGAAGAAGCUAAGUUGAUUUGUCUUCUCUCAUUUAAUACCUUUUUUGAAUUUCCUUUCGGGUUAAGGUCACGAGAGUGCUAAGGCGAGGCGUCUGAGUGUGGUUGAAUCUUUUUUUAUUUUGUUCCUUGCAAGACAAUGUAGGUUUGAGUGAAGUUGCAAGGAGGUGGUGUUUGAGAGAUAUUGCAGAAAUGUCCUGUCAAAGUGCCAUGAGUUUUUGUAAUCUAAUGCUGAGUUUAUACCA